Molecule: messenger RNA, 1371 nt
Organism: Marasmius oreades (fairy-ring Marasmius)
Lineage: Eukaryota; Fungi; Basidiomycota; Agaricomycetes; Agaricales; Marasmiaceae
Exons: 7
Coding region: 1-1371 (456 amino acids)
Cellular component (GO): cytosol
Molecular function (GO): L-glutamate dehydrogenase (NADP+) activity
Source: RefSeq, a predicted model, not a curated record
AUGGUCCUCCCCCACGAGCCCGAAUUCGAACAGGCACUCGCCGAGCUUACACUCAGUCUUCAACCCUUCUUAAAGGCCAACCCCCAAUACCAAAAAGCCCUCACUAUCGUGCAGGUUCCUGAACGAAUCAUCCAAUUCCGAGUUGUAUGGGAAGAUGAUCAAGGACGACCUCAGGUGAACCGCGGAUUCCGAGUUCAGUACAACUCUGCUCUCGGUCCAUACAAAGGCGGCCUUCGACUCCAUCCCACCGUCAACCUCUCCAUCCUCAAGUUCCUCGGUUUCGAGCAGACGUUCAAGAAUGCUCUGACUGGAUUGAGCAUGGGGGGUGGAAAGGGUGGCUCAGACUUUGACCCGAAGGGCAAGUCAGACGCGGAGAUUAGAAGGUUUUGCGUUGGUUUCAUGACCGAAUUGUCGAAGCAUAUUGGACAGGAUACUGAUGUUCCUGCUGGUGAUAUCGGAACUGGUGGACGCGAGAUCGGGUUCAUGUUCGGUGCUUACAAGAAGUUACGAAACGAGUUUACGGGUAUUCUUACUGGCAAAGGGCUUCUUUGGGGAGGAAGUAAGAUACGUCCUGAAGCUACUGGAUAUGGUGUUAUCUACUAUGUGGAGCAUAUGAUCGCCAAAGCAUGCCCAGAGUACAGCCUCACAAAGCCCACCACCCUCGUCGCCAUUUCCGGCUCUGGGAAUGUCGCCCAAUACACCGCACUCAAGGUUAUCGAGCUCGGUGCUACCGUCGUCUCGCUCUCCGAUUCCAGGGGCUCGCUCAUAGCCACCACCGACAAGGGCUUUUCGAAGGAAGUCGUUGAUAAGAUCGCGGGUCUCAAAUUAAAGGGCGGGUCUCUCGAGUCAUAUAAAGACUUCGCCUCUGAGACUGAGUACGCUUACCAUGCUGGCCAACGCCCAUGGAAGCUCCUACCUAAAAUCCACAUCGCCCUACCUGGAGCAACACAAAACGAAGUCUCUGGUGACGAAGCUGAGGCGCUCAUCGCCGCUGGCACGAGAAUUGUCGCUGAGGGAUCGAAUAUGGGGUGUACCGCCGAAGCGGUCGAGAUAUUCGAAAAGUCUAGGAAGGAGGGUAAAGGCAAGGGUAUAUGGUAUGCUCCAGGGAAGGCGAGCAACUGUGGUGGGGUUGCUGUUUCUGGUUUGGAGAUGGCACAGAAUAGUCAGAGGUUGCAUUGGACGCAGGAGGAGGUUGAUGCGAAGUUGAAGGGUAUUAUGACGGAGUGCUAUAAGACUUGCUUGGAUGUCGGAAGCAAGUGGUCUGGUGAAGAUCUUCCUGAAGGCGCCCUUCCCAGCUUGCUGUUCGGUGCCAAUGUUGCGGGUUUCAUUAAAGUUGCUGAUGCUAUGAAGGAACAAGGUGAUUGGUGGUAG